CGGCGAGUUGUGGCUCCUCCUUCCUCGGCAGUUCGGAGGCCCAGGCGCUGGCCGAGAUGGCGGAGGCUGUGGUGUUGGUGUGGGUUCGCGGCCCCGGCCUCGGGUGCAAGGCAGUGCGGUGUGCCUCGGCCGCAUGCUCCGUACUCGAGGUGAUCCACCGACACUGCCAGGAUCAGGACGUUCCAGUGGAAUGCUUCUUCGUGAAGUGCGACGGGUCGCUCACAGACACCAGUGACAGAGUGCGGCAUGGCGCCGUUUAUAGUCUGGAACCCAGGCUCCGCGGUGGAAAAGGAGGGUUCGGGUCUAUGCUCCGGGCACUCGGUGCGCAGAUCGAGAAGACGACCAAUCGAGAAGCUUGCCGCGACCUCAGCGGGAGGAGACUCCGAGAUGUCAACCACGAAAAAGCGAUGGCCGAGUGGGUGAGACAACAGGCCGAGCGAGAGGCUGAAAAGGAGCAGAAGCGUCUGGAGCGGCUGCAGCGGAAGCUGGCGGAGCCCCGGCCCUGCUCGGCCAGCCCUGCCUACCAGCGGCAGUGCCAUGAGAUGGCCGAGCGCCUGGAGGACUCAGUGCUCAUAGGCAUGCAGGCGGCCUCUGGCAAGGUGCUGUCGGCAGGACCUGGCGAGAGUCGGAAACGACCCAGCACAUCAAAAACGGAUGGAGGAGCUAGUGCAGGGAAGAGGAGAUGCUUCUGGCUGGGCAUGGAAGGCCUGGAGACCGCGGACGAGUCCAGCUCAGAAACCUCAGAUGACGACGAACAAGAUGCUCCCAGCAGUUCGGGGACGCGCUUUCACGCUCGCAUACACUGUGGCGGUGGUGCUGAGCCGGCGGCUGACUCUGCAGGCAGCUCUCUGAGGACGGGUGUGCAGGAUGCAGACUCCAGGUCCCCGGAGCCCCCGCAGGCCCCCGGGACCGGCCCUGGGCACACCAUCUUUGCAGACCCAGAGCCAGGACAGACCUCCGCUGGGGCACGCGUGCAGGCGACUGUGGCCGUGGAAACAGAGAAGAGCCAGGAGGAGAGGGAGCCAGGGGGUGAGGAGGCCACAGAGGAGGGAGCAGCCAGGGCAGGACUGACCGAGGAGACAGAGGCCCAGGAGGUGGCUGAUGGGGACACAGCUGCCAAGGCAGCAGCCAGAGAGGGUGCAGGAAGCGUGCCUGUGACCAAACCGGAGGACGGCUGGUCAAGAAACGCGGAUGUCGGUCUGGAAACUCUAGACCUGCUGGCCUUCUCCUCCAUGGCAGAAAUGGAGGCGCUGGGCUUGGACAAGCUCAAGACGGAACUGACGGCCCGCGGGCUGAAGUGCGGGGGCACCCUGCAGGAGCGCGCCUCCAGGCUCUUCUCGGUCCGCGGGCUGGCCCAGGAGCAGGUGGACCCGGCGCUGUUCGCCAGGCGCCCCAAGGGGAAGAAGAAAUAGUGCCCUCGGCCCAUUUCCCGUUCCUCGGUAGUGCUGCCUUUGGGACCUGCACCCUGCUGGCUCUUGGCCCCUCCUCUUGUUCCUAUUCAAGCUGAUUUUUUAAUAACCCAGUUCUCACGCUCCUUUUGUUAAUCGUUUGUAGAAUUUGUGUGUGAAGCUGUGUGGGCCAGAAGUUUUCUUCACGGGGUCCUUUUUUUAAUAACAGACUUCAUUUUCUUGAAUAACCUUAGGGCUGUUCAGAGUUUUGGUUCCCUCUCGUGUUGUGCCGGCAAGGUUUACAGCCGGCCUUUGAACUUCAGAGGUUCGAAAAGCACGGGCCCUCGUGUAUGCGGGUUUUUUUCAAUAAAUACAGCACAGCGCUGAAAAUGUAUUUUUUCGA
Messenger RNA from Suricata suricatta (meerkat), 1791 nucleotides. It is a transcript of the gene SDE2, whose product is annotated as SDE2 telomere maintenance homolog. The record is from RefSeq and is a predicted model, not a curated record. Lineage: Eukaryota; Metazoa; Chordata; Mammalia; Carnivora; Herpestidae. The coding region runs from base 57 to 1412 and encodes 451 amino acids. Gene Ontology annotation, cellular component: nucleus. The transcript is spliced from 7 exons.